AUGUCAAAACUAAAUAAUGCCCAAGCAACAACUAUAAUCAGACAAGAAAUAGAUAUUCCCAAUUUGACAUCUUAUUUAGCUUCAAGAAUUCCUGAAAUUAAGUUACCAAUAGAAACCCAACAAUUCAAAUUUGGUCAAAGCAACCCCACAUAUCUCCUAAUUGAUGCAAAUCAAAAACGAUAUGUACUACGAAAAAAACCACCAGGAAAACUAUUAUCAACUACUGCACAUGCUGUUGAACGCGAGUUUCAUAUUCUUGAUGCUUUAGGAAAGUAUACCGAUGUACCAGUGCCUAAGGUAAUGGAAUUUUUAAAUGGUAAGAUUUUUGAGGAUGUAAGACUUUUAUCACUUUCUCCAAAUGAAAGAAAGAACUGUUGGUUUUCUUUGGUCAACACACUUGCUAAAUUACAUUCAGUUGAUUAUAAAGCAAUAGGACUAGAUGAUUAUGGAAAACAAGUUCGUUCACUACUCAAAGUAUCAAAAGCUCAAGCUGCUGUGGUAGAUGAAGAUGGAAAUGAAGUGGGUGCUCUUCCAGGACUUGAUGAAAUGAUCAAGUGGUUUAAAAAUAAUGAAAUUCCUGAUGAAGCAACAAUUUUACAUGGUGACUUUAAGGCACAAAUUAUCAAAUAA
This is a messenger RNA of Entrophospora sp. SA101, 630 nucleotides long. NCBI's taxonomy places the organism in Eukaryota, Fungi, Glomeromycota, Glomeromycetes, Entrophosporales, Entrophosporaceae. The record is from the annotation of a GenBank genome assembly.